AUGGCCUUGACUGCAGCCGUUCUUUGCUUCCAGGCUUCGCAAGUAGGCGGCGUCGAGAGCUUUGCAAAGUUUGACAAAGCCAUGGUCCUCUAUCGCAGCAUGCCAUCGGCCGAGGACAUUACUUAUGUACUGGACACGGGACUGAUUAUUUGCAAUGCAUCGAUGCAUUUAGGCUACAAGUGGACGACACUGCUCCAUCGCCUUUGCUGCCUUGCCGAAGUUUCACUUUGUUCCAAUGGCAGAGGCGCAGACACAGACUACGCAAAACAAUUGGAAGUGCUGGCAUCCAUGGAUUUCGAUUUGUGGAUCAUGGGAAGGCGGACGCCAUCCAGACAUGUAUGGGCCACGUGGUGCCUGGGAGGCAGUGGAAUAGAACAAAUUACUGGCUUGCCACGGUCAUUGCUGGACCUGAUGGCACUGUCUUGUUUGGGAACGGACAUUUCUGCCGAUAUCCGACAGUGGAUAACGACUCUGAUGACGCAAGAUACUGCUUCUGCAAGACGCCAUAUCUGGCAAGCUUGCGCUAUUGCAACCCUGUUACACAUGCACACCAUGCAUUUUGCCAUUCUGAGUGACGUGGAUGACCUCACAAGAGCGCUCAAGGCCCAUAUCGGGCAAUUCAGAAGAGCCCUUCUGGUUGACAGAGACCUGAAUGCAAGACAGGCCCUGUGGCCAUUGUAUGUUGUCGGCAAAUCGGCAGUGGACGUAGAUACCAGGCUGUACGUCAAAAUGGAACUUGAAGGGCUAGGGUUAUAUGGUGACGCAGAGUCCAAGAAUUGGAUCCCCGCCAUCCUGGAGGAGACAUGGGCUCGAACCAAUGCGGGCGAGCGUGUAACGACAGAUUCUGUGGCAAUUGAACAUGGUAUCGAGCUGGGAAUUUGGUAA
This is a messenger RNA of Metarhizium brunneum ARSEF 3297, 885 nucleotides long. RefSeq lists its product as uncharacterized. The record is from RefSeq and is a predicted model, not a curated record. NCBI's taxonomy places the organism in Eukaryota, Fungi, Ascomycota, Sordariomycetes, Hypocreales, Clavicipitaceae.